CUCCUUAUAAAAACCCUAAGGUGGUAGAAGAUUUUGUACCCAACACUUGUACUCCCAAAACAUUAAUUGUUUCACUUUUGUACUUAUUUCUCCUAAAAUUUUCAAUAUGAACGGAAAGAUUGCAUGCUUGGUGCUAUUCUGGAUGGCGGUGGCUACACCCCGCCAUGCAGAAGCCCUGACAUGCUAUCAAGUCACUUAUAACUUGAUGGGUUGUCUCUCUUACCUUACAAAUACUGGAGAUUUGGGAAGUUGUUGCGCUGGUGUUAAGGCUUUACAUAGUGCUGCAAACACCCAACGCCAUCGUCAAACUGCAUGCACUUGCAUGCAGUUUGCUGGAAGGGCUAUCCCCGGGAUCGAUUGGGACAAAGCCAAUGAUCUCCCUGGCAUUUGUGAAGUCGAAGUUCACGCCGAGAUCAACCCCUCCACAGACUGCUCCACGAUUGAGUAAGAGGGAUGAACAAUCAAAUUUACACUGCCAGCAUUUUGGUUCGUAGUGCAAUAAUGAUGAGGAGAAGAAUAAAAUGGGAUCAUCUAUUACCUUACGAUCCAUUUGUAUUUCGUACGAGUUGUUGUGUUUUUUUUUUCUAUACCUGUUUUGCUUUUGAAUCCAAUACUCUAGGCCAGCAGUAUGUAAUUGUAGUAUGUGCCAUCUCGAUAUAUAGAAGAUAAUGUCUUAUU
Nicotiana tabacum (common tobacco) is the source of this 678-nucleotide messenger RNA. The record is from RefSeq and is a predicted model, not a curated record. NCBI's taxonomy places the organism in Eukaryota, Viridiplantae, Streptophyta, Magnoliopsida, Solanales, Solanaceae.